This is a messenger RNA of Prorocentrum cordatum, 324 nucleotides long. NCBI's taxonomy places the organism in Eukaryota, Dinophyceae, Prorocentrales, Prorocentraceae. The record is from the annotation of a GenBank genome assembly.
AUGCGCAUGCGUAAGCGCGCCCAGCUUUCGUGUAAGCAAAGUUGCGGCGUGGGCAGGUGCCCAGACGGCGUGAUGAACUUACACUGCGGGCUUGGAGCUUCGACCAACGCCGUCUGCAUCUUCUGGGCAGAGGCGCGAAUCGGCACCAUCGAGAAGAGGUUGACGCUGUUGGAGCACGGAACAUCAGAGGCGACGCAGCGCCCGCGGCCGCUGACGGCACGGCGGCUGCAGCAACGCCAGGCGGGGGUGUCCGCCCAGAGCGUCACUCCCGUUUACUGCAGGGGAGGCGGCGCCGACGGUGACCCGCGCGGGCAAGACCCAGAG